AUGGCUUCGAUUCAAGAGGCUAUAAUCGGCAUCGGCCAGAGGAUAGAUGGGCAACAAGCCCCGCCUCAGGAUAGCGCACAAUAUGACUCUACUACGCCACCUCCUCCUCCACUCAAUCAGUCGAUUCUACACCUUGUACCGUAUGUCUUACAUAGUCAAACUGAUGCUACCCUACUUCCUGUCGUAGCACCCAUUCAAACCUCAGAGGAUGCACAUGCUCAUAUGGAUAGACUCAAGCAUAGGAUGAGACAAAUGAGGGUUUCAGAUGGAACUAUUAGUUGGGAUGACUUUGAUGGAGCACCGGUGGCCAAUUUACCGUUCCAUUUCAGGAUGCCAAAGAUUAAGAGGUAUACGGGCAUAGGUUGCCCUAAGAUUCAUUUGAGACUAUACAAUAGUGUGAUGAGGGCCUAUGGGUUGGAUGAGGCCCACUUGAUUAUGCUUUUUCCCAUGUCCUUGAGUGGUGUAGCACAACGUUGUUUUGCUUCUUUAGAUGCUCCACAUCGUAGGACUUGGGAUGAUUUGGCCCAAGAUUUUUUGAGACAAUUUGCUUUUAACACUGUCAUUGGCGUCUCAAUGAGAGAGCUAGAGGCAUUGAGACAAGGACCGGAGGAGUUGGUGACUUCGUUUAUCUCUCGAUGGAGGAAGAAUAUUGCACAGAUUAUUGAUCGUCCUUCAUAG
Messenger RNA from Vitis riparia (riverbank grape), 678 nucleotides. RefSeq lists its product as uncharacterized. Bases 1 to 678 code for a protein of 225 amino acids. Lineage: Eukaryota; Viridiplantae; Streptophyta; Magnoliopsida; Vitales; Vitaceae. The transcript has a single exon. The record is from RefSeq and is a predicted model, not a curated record.